CGGUAGGCGGUGGAAACAUGUCAAAAGCGGUAGACUACCGCCCAAAUCGGUAGGGUUGGCAGGUAUGAUACUAUUGUAUUUCUACUUAAGUAGCAUUACAAAUGCAGGACGUUUACUUGUAACAGAGUAUUCCUACACACUGGUACUUCUAAUUUUACUGAAGUACAAUAUCUGAGUACUCCUCCAACCUCUGUCUAAAGGAGAAGGGGUUGGCAAGUUUUCUUUUUUUAACAUUUUAGUAGUUGUAUGUAACUUGACCACGAGCUAUCCUAUCUAUUAGCACAUUCAUUACAAUAGUACUCCAUGUUAAUUAAUACAUUUGACACACCUGACAGAAUAAGUCACAUCCCAUUAAGGACUUCAUUCCAGCGGUAAUUCGCCCUGGGGGGCUCCUGUAAUCCCAGAGAGCAAGAUGAAUGCUACAUGUCAUUCAGAUUAGAAGUAGUAGUAGCAAUAGUAGUCGUAGUGGCAAGACCUCCUGUAAAGGGGCAUAAUGUGUGCAGAUACUUUAGAUUAAAAAAAAAAGGCCACAUGUUUUUUCUAAAAUCCUACUUAUGAGAACAUAGAUGCUGUCAAUGUAUAAAGAUAACACUACCUUAAACAAGUAGUUAUAUUGGUUCAAACAAGGUCCAUUCCGGCUGUACUUUUUAGUUUUAUUGAGUUUUUGGUUGGAGAUGAGAAUGGAAAGUCUGCAUGGCUGCAUAGUGAGAGAACCUACAUCAUGUUCUCACUGUGUCAUCCCCUCAGGAAAGGUGAUGCUGUGCUCCACGGUGGGGUGCAGUGGUUCCUUCCCCAACAUGCAGAAGCUGAUUGAACACAUGAGGCAUCACCACAAACCCAACAUAUUCUUCGUGUGUGAGAGUUGUCGCACAAAGUUGCGUUCCUACCGCGGCCUCCUGACCCACCUGCACACCUGCUCCAAAGUGAUGCGGGGGAAAGCCAAGCCCACUGAGCCAAACAUGGCCCCCAUGGAGGUGGACCAGAAGCCCCCCUGGCUGGAAGCAGCAUCUGCCCCCUCUCAGAUCCUGAACCCAGACCCCUCCUUCCCAGCUGUGGUGAAGCCGGGGCCCGAUGGCCCCCCCUUCAUGUCUAACCAUGAGCCCGCCCCCCCCCACCCUGCUCCUCCAAAGCUCACAGAGGCGGCUCCACAGCCCCCCAUAAGGAGUGACGCCUCUGAUCUGACUCCGUCCUUACACUUUGGGGCCCCACCAUUGACUCCCACCCAGGGGCAGCACCCGACACAGACCAGGUCCCCUGAGGACGUCCACCCCGCUCCAGGAUCAGCUCCUCGCUCUCCUCCUGGGCCCUCGGCUGUGUGGAGGAAGAAUCAAGGGUCCUGCAACAGCCGCAUCUUGUGGGAGCACACCAAAGGGCGCUACACGUGUGUGCAGUGUGGCCACAUGGUGAUCAGCCGUAAAGAGAUGACUCAGCACAUCUCCACUAAACACAGCAGGAACAAAGCUACAGAAGACACAGGGAGCGCGGCCACCAAAACGUAGAGAAGAGGCAACAUGUCUCUUGUUCUCCUCAGGAACUGAAGUACAUUACCCUUUUUAUUCUGCGUUGAAAGCCUGCAGCAGUGAUUCAUGAACUGAGUAUAUAUUUCAUUGAUUGCCACAAAGCACUUUUAUUGCCUUUUUGCUUCCAGGAAACCAUACGACUUUUCAGCUAAAUACAGUUCAUUACUAAUCUCCCUAUUGUUGAAAAAUAAAGAGCUUUUUGAACAUUAAGCAUGGAGACAUGUCACCGUAGAGGCACCAAAUACUAAUUUGACUUCAGUCAUUGAUGUUUGCAGGAGGGCAUUCUCGAGACAGAUGGUGAAUAAAAACUGCAAGACUA
Messenger RNA from Notothenia coriiceps (black rockcod), 1839 nucleotides. It is a transcript of the gene znf414, whose product is annotated as zinc finger protein 414. The record is from RefSeq and is a predicted model, not a curated record. The transcript is spliced from 3 exons. Lineage: Eukaryota; Metazoa; Chordata; Actinopteri; Perciformes; Nototheniidae. The coding region runs from base 675 to 1499 and encodes 274 amino acids.